This is a messenger RNA of Microplitis demolitor, 1689 nucleotides long. RefSeq names its product protein ERGIC-53 (gene ergic53). Gene Ontology annotation, cellular component: Golgi membrane; endoplasmic reticulum-Golgi intermediate compartment; endoplasmic reticulum membrane. Lineage: Eukaryota; Metazoa; Arthropoda; Insecta; Hymenoptera; Braconidae. Gene Ontology annotation, biological process: endoplasmic reticulum organization; Golgi organization; endoplasmic reticulum to Golgi vesicle-mediated transport. The record is from RefSeq and is a predicted model, not a curated record. The transcript has 6 exons. Bases 92 to 1630 code for a protein of 512 amino acids. Gene Ontology annotation, molecular function: D-mannose binding.
GUUUUGAAAGUAAAACGUGUAGAAUAUACCUGUAUAUACAAAUAUAAAAAGGUAUAGGUAUAGUAUUGUACACAUAUAUACAUAGAAAUAUAUGUAUAUAGUAAAAAUGAAGAUGGCUGCAGAGGUGAGGUGGCCAGUGUUAUUUUAUUUAUUAAUUAUUAUAAAUUAUGUAAGUGCGAGUGAUGUGCAUAGAAAAUUUGAAUAUAAAUAUUCCUUCAAACCGCCUUAUUUAGCGCAAAAAGAUGGAACUGUACCAUUCUGGAAUUAUGGAGGAAAUGUUAUCGCUAGCUCGGAUAAGGUUAGGCUAGCUCCAUCACUACGGAGUCAAAAAGGGGCAAUAUGGACAAAACAACCAACAGAUUUUGAAUGGUGGGAAGUAGAUUUAAAAUUCAAUAUAAAUGGACGCGGUAGAAUUGGAGCUGAUGGUCUCGCAUUUUGGUACACAACCCAAACAGGAAAUUACGAUGGCCCAGUAUUUGGAAGCUCCGAUAUGUGGAAUGGUCUCGGUGUAUUUUUCGAUUCAUUUGAUAACGAUAAUAAACAUAACAACCCGUACAUUAUGGCGAUUGUUAAUGACGGAACUAAAGUUUUCGAUCAUGCCAACGACGGAACAACUCAGAUGGCUGCUGGUUGCUUAAGAGAUUUUCGUAAUAAAUUAUUUCCAACCCAGGCUAGAAUUGAAUACUACAAAAAUACAUUGACGCUGAUGUUCCACAAUGGAAUGACCAGCAGCCCAGACGAAUUUGAACUCUGUUUCCGCGUUGAAAAUAUUUUCUUGCCUAAAAACGGUUACUUCGGAGUAUCAGCAGCCACUGGAGGGCUGGCUGAUGAUCACGACGUGAUGCAUUUCUUGACCACAUCGUUGUCCCCACCUGGACAGAUACAACUCGACCAAAGUAGAACAGUGACCUCUGAAGAACAGGCGAAAAUCAGCCAAGAAUAUCAGGAUUACCAGAAAAAAUUGGACCAACAAAAAGAGGACUAUCGCAAAGAGCAUCCAGAUGAGCCUCGUCGUGAUAAGGAAGAUUUUGAUGACUGGUUUGAAUCCGACAGCCAGCGAGAGUUGAGACAAAUUUUUACUGGUCAAAGUCAGAUGUUUGAAGUCCUCCGUGAAUUGCAUAAAAAAUUGGAUGAAACGAUCGGGAAACAAGAGCGUACACUUUCAUUGAUAUCGCAAUUACAAGUUGGUGGUGUCCAAACAGCCGGUGGUGCAGGACAACCAGUCCAACUUAUUGACACGAUCCGCCGACAAGAGGUCGACGCAGUCCUCAGUAAUCAGAACAUUAUAAUGAACACCGCCCGUGAAAUAAAACAAUUCGUUGGAGAAGUCAGUUCUAAAGCCGAAACAAUUUUAUCGAACCAAGCACGCGCACCUACAGCACAAGUCCAGCCUAUUGGGUACGAUUACCAAUCUUUAAUAUCGGAAAUGCGGGACGGACUGAACCAAGUUAAGCGAGACGUAGCACAAACUUACAACAGAUUAAAUGCAGCACCUGCUGCUUCAUGUCCUACUGGAAACUGUCUCACGACAACUAUCUUUAUUAUUUUUAUUGUAAUACAAUUAAUUAUUCUUAUUGGGUACAACAUGUACAGAGAUAGCAAAGAAGCGCAAGCUAAAAAAUUCUAUUAAAAGAAAUUUUUUUUAAUAGCAAAAUUAAUUACUUAAUAAAAACAAAAUUAAAAAAUCAA